Messenger RNA from Entrophospora sp. SA101, 618 nucleotides. The record is from the annotation of a GenBank genome assembly. NCBI's taxonomy places the organism in Eukaryota, Fungi, Glomeromycota, Glomeromycetes, Entrophosporales, Entrophosporaceae.
AUGGGUGAAACACAAGAGACAAUAAUCUGGGAAGGAACUACUUGGCCACUCUUCAUAUGUUCACCAAUAUGUUGUUCAAGCAAAAAGUGGAAGAUAACCAACAGAAGAGUAGAUUGUAUAAGUGGAUGUUGUGGUUCGAGUGAAGAUACCUUGGACAUCCGCAGAAUAACCGACAUUCAAUUUAAAAGAAACUGUGGACAAAUGAUAUUUAAUCGAGGAACUCUGAUAAUAUUUUCCGCGUAUGUAGAUACCACUACUCCAGUAAUAAAAAUUGAAAGUUGGGGAAUGAGAAAAGUGUAUAGAAGCUUGAAGGAACAUUGGAGUCAAUCAAAGACUGAAGAUAAAUCACAGUAUAAUGUUGUGCUGGUGAUAUCGUUAGAUCCAACUGAAAUAACUCUUCCACCUUCAAAUAUUCAAACUGGCAUCUCUUCCAAUCGAACUUCCAUCUUCCUUGCUUCUAAUGAUGAAAAAGUUUUCAUUAAGGAAGAUUUUCCUCAAAUCAGUGAAAAUAAAAGUGACGAUAAUGAUGACCCAAAAAAUUGGUCAAGAAAGCGUAAAAGCUUUAUUAUAUUUAUUAUUUCGUCUGCAGGUCUAAUUGCUCCAUUUUCAAGCACGUAA